UAAGCGAUAACCAACCACGAGAGGUCAAGGUGGUAAAGGUCCGGGUGGUAAGAGGGCAUUCUAUAAAAGCUCUCGUCGAUACUACUCACUAGUCAGUCACUUCACAACUUUUACAAUGGCCAAAAUCUUCGUUUUCAUCGUCGCUAUCGUCGCCCUCCAGGGCGCUUGGGCCAAACCCAAAGCCAAACAACAAGAAAAAUCAACUUUGGAAGAACUAACUGCCCAAACGCAAGUUUUGGUCAAUAAUGUCACACAAACUCUUGGCAUCAAAGAGCUCCCUGACUCGAAAAAGAUUGUUGAAGUUUUAAACACAAAUACCCAGAAUUUGGCCAAUCAUGUGCAAGAAAUCGUCGAUAAACUCAAAAGUGAAGUUAAAGCACACCAACCUGAAGUUGAUAAUGUUAUCAAGCAAGUUGAACAGAAAUUGAGCGAAACUGCGGCCACUUUGCAACAAGCAGCAGGACCUGAAGCCACUGCCAAAGCCAAAGAACUUAAAAAGAAUUUGGAUGAUGGACUUAAGACUGCUGUUGCUCAAGUUGAGAAAUUGGUCAAGGCUGUCGAACCUGAUGCGACCAAAGCCAAAACUGAUAUCCAAAACGCCGCUCAAACCCUCUUGAACCAAAUUGCUGAAGUCAGCAACAAUUUACAAGCUCAAGUCAAACAAACCAUCGCUGAACACGAAAAACAACACAAAAACUAAAUAACUGAAAUGUAUUGAUCGGCUUUUCUUGCCAAAAAUUAUUUAGGGGCUAUGAUAUUUUAAUAAUGAAACGAAAAUAAAGUCUCGAGAUAUUAUA
Messenger RNA from Tribolium madens (black flour beetle), 797 nucleotides. RefSeq lists its product as uncharacterized. The coding region runs from base 116 to 700 and encodes 194 amino acids. Lineage: Eukaryota; Metazoa; Arthropoda; Insecta; Coleoptera; Tenebrionidae. Gene Ontology annotation, biological process: lipid transport. Gene Ontology annotation, cellular component: extracellular region. Gene Ontology annotation, molecular function: lipid binding. The record is from RefSeq and is a predicted model, not a curated record. The transcript is spliced from 3 exons.